Messenger RNA from Microtus oregoni (creeping vole), 2693 nucleotides. It is a transcript of the gene Kifc2, whose product is annotated as kinesin family member C2. Gene Ontology annotation, molecular function: microtubule motor activity; microtubule binding; ATP binding. NCBI's taxonomy places the organism in Eukaryota, Metazoa, Chordata, Mammalia, Rodentia, Cricetidae. Gene Ontology annotation, biological process: microtubule-based movement. The transcript has 18 exons. The coding region runs from base 190 to 2568 and encodes 792 amino acids. The record is from RefSeq and is a predicted model, not a curated record.
AGGGUCUUAAGGAGAGGUUUUGCAGUUCCCCGCGGUCGCCCGUCAGUGUGCACCCUCCGCCCGCGGAAGAUCGUCCGUGGGGGCGGCCGCCGCGAGCAUGCGCAUGGGCACUGCGGCGGGAGGGUGCGGAGUCCUGGUGCGGGGACGCGGGGCGGCGCGAAGCGGUGCUCUCUGCCGCCCCGCGCCCCCAUGUACGCCUUUUACUCUCUGCUCAUCUACAUCUUCUACAGUCUUUUUCGCAGGGAUGGCGGGGCCGCGGCGGCCGCGGACCCCAACGACCCCACCCAGAGGAGCAGUGGUAAACCUAGGGGUCGUCGCCGCCCCGAUCAGUUCACAUCAGAGCUCUGGACCGAGCUGAACAGCCUGGCGGGCUGCUCCAAAUCUGAGGAUGGUCAGAAAGGAGCCGAGGGUGGAGCACCUGAGGUGUCUCUGGAAGAGGCACUUAUGCGCCUUGCUGAGUUCCUUUCCCUCCAGUUGGGGGCAGAAGAGAGCUGUGGGACGCCUCCUGACCCGGGCAAGCCUGGUGAGGUCCCCCCGCUGUUGACAGUGACAAGUCAGCUCUUGGCCCUUCUGGCAUGGACACGGAGCCCCAGGGGGAGGCAGGCCCUGCUCCAGGGGACACAGUCAGCCUGCCCAGUGCAGUCUUCCACUCUAGAUGGGUCCCUGUCACAAGAAGAGAGCUCCUCUCAGCCCACUCCCAUCCUGGAUGAGGUACCAGGGGAUGAAACCCAGGAACUGCAGCCUCCCCAGCUGGAGGAGGAACAGAGAGCUUGGCAGCGGCUGGAAGAGCUUAUUCUUGGACAGCUGGAAGAGCUGAGACAGCAGCUGGAGCAGCAGGAAGAAGAGUUGAGCAGGCUGCGCCUGGGAGUGGGGGCGACAGAUUCAGAGAAAAGAGUUCAGCAUCUCACACUGGAGAAUGAAGCCUUGAAACAGAGUUUGAGCCUUACUCGGGAGCUCCUGCUGCACUGGGGCCCUGGCCCCCUCUCCAGAGCUCCACAGGAGGAGGCAGGGGCUCUGUUGGAGCUGCAGGGACAGCUUCAAGAAGCCCAAGACACCACAGAAGCCCUCCGAGUCCAGCUGGGAGUCCAGGAGAUGCAGCUGCAGGGCCUGCGAGGGGCCCUCCAGCAGCUCCAGCAGGAGACAGAACAGAACUGCAGACAGGAGCUGCAGCAAGUUCAUGGACAGCUGGCAGGACUUCGGGCACGGAUGGCCAGCCUUCGUCAGGGCUGUGGGGACCUCCGAGGACUGGUCAGCACCUUUACCCAGAGUUGUCAGGGCUCUCUGAGUGAGGCCCAGGGCCAGGUAUCCUGGGCCCUUGGGGCUCUGUCAGCAGGAGGGGCUAGGACUCAGCUUCCAGAGGGGCAGCAGGGCCCCCCAACUGGAUGCUCAGGGCGGCUUUUGGAACUCAAGGGGAAUAUCCGUGUGCUAUGUCGGCUGAGACCAGCUGAAGGAAUACCUUCUAGCCUGGUGAGCGUGGAGCCUGGACAAGGGGGCACCAUCACCACCUGCUACCGAGGGCGCCAGCACCGCUUUCGCCUGGAUUGGGUCUUUCCUCCAGAUGCCAGCCAGGAGGAGGUCUUCAGGCAGCUAGAGCCAGCAGUGCUGUCUUGCCUCCAGGGGUACAGUGUCUGCAUCUUCACUUAUGGUCAGACUGGGACUGGAAAAACCUACAGUAUGGAGGGCCCACCUGAGGACCCUGGCAUAGCUCCUAGGGCACUGCAGUUGCUGUUCCGGGAGAUGGGGACUGGAGGGCACCACCAUGUGACCCUCAGCAUGGUGGAGAUCUACAACGAGGCAGUCAGGGACCUCCUAGCUACAGGGCCUCCAGAGCGCCUGGUUGUGAGGCAGGGACCUGCAGGGCAGGGAGGAAUUCAAGUGGCUGGCCUCACGCACUGGGACGUCCCUAACCUGGAAACCCUGCACCAGAUGCUGAGUCUGGGGAGGAGCAACCGAGCUACGGCAGCUACUGUCAUGAACCAGCACAGCUCACGCUCCCACGCCCUAGUUACGUUGACUUUGCGCUCAGCGUCUCCAUCUCGUGCCCAGGGUAGCACAGGCACACUGCACCUGGUGGACCUGGCAGGCUCCGAGCGUGUGUGGAAAGCAGGGGUGGCCAGCCCGCUGCCGAGAGAUCCCAAUGGCGCCCGGCGCCUGCGGGAGGCCCAGGCAAUCAACCGCUCUUUGCUGGCGCUAGGAGGAGUGAUGGCCGCGCUCCGAGCUCGGCGGCCGCACGUACCUUUCCGAGACUCACAGCUUACACGCCUGCUACAGCCGGCGCUUGGCGCCGGCACCACCGCAGUGCUGCUGCUGCAGAUCUCAACGAGGACCGAAGAUCUUGGGGAGACAAUCUGCUCGCUCAAAUUCGCUGAGCGAGUGGGUCAAGUGGAACUGGGACCAGCCCGACGCCGUAGAGCCCCACGCUCCGGAACCCCUUCUUCUCUCAGUACUGACACCCCACUCACUGGGACUUCCUGCACCCCUACACCAUCUCCUGGCAGCCCUCCAAGUCCCAGCCCCAACUGCUGUUCUGGCUUGACUCUAGAGCCUCCAGCGGACCUGCCUCCGUAGAUCUGGGUCAAAGCCCUUAGGACUGGUCUUGGGAUGGGAACAAACCUCUGCUGGCAGAGGCAGCAGUGAAGUUCCUAUACCCCAUCUUCCAGGUCAACCUCUUUUGUCUUUUUUUUUUUUUUUUU